Messenger RNA from Ogataea philodendri, 10086 nucleotides. RefSeq lists its product as uncharacterized. The transcript has a single exon. Gene Ontology annotation, molecular function: ubiquitin-protein transferase activity. Gene Ontology annotation, biological process: positive regulation of protein catabolic process; proteasome-mediated ubiquitin-dependent protein catabolic process; protein polyubiquitination. Bases 1 to 10086 code for a protein of 3361 amino acids. The record is from RefSeq and is a predicted model, not a curated record. NCBI's taxonomy places the organism in Eukaryota, Fungi, Ascomycota, Pichiomycetes, Pichiales, Pichiaceae.
AUGAUCAUUUCGAAGAAAUCAUACCUCGAGAAACAGGAACUUUCACCUCAGGUGAAGGAGAUGAUCGAGAAGCUCACCAACUGCAGUUUGGACGAGUUUAUUCUGGCGGCUGAUUCCAAAUCAAAGGAGCUUUGGAAUGGCCUCAGAAUCGAUCUGUAUCAUUAUAUUCCCCUCUUGAACAGAAUGGACGAGCUUUUGGAACAACAUGUCAAGAAGUACGAUCUUGAUAAGGAGUAUCCGAAACUGUUGAUGGUCAACUCGGCCGACGAGAAACUUGUUUGCUCCGUUUUGAACUAUACAUACUCUUUACUCGAGCAUUGUUCCAAUAAGGAGAUUUACAACUCUGCUUCCCAUGUUUUUGAGCUCAUUUUCUCAUGCUCGAUGGUCGUCAGAGUCACUGCUCUGAGACUGACUUGCUUGCUGUGCGAGAGAUUUGCAAUUGUUCAGAAUAGUAAAUUCUCCCCACCGGCACGGGUCAGAAACGCCCUCUUGAAGCUCGCUACUUCGUUCCCGCCCCUAGUGGCCCCAAUGUACUCGUCACCAUUACGAAUCGAUACUCAUGGUCACAAAAAACACAAAAAGGAGAAAGAUCACAGCUCCUCCUUGGUCCAUAUCAGUCUCUUGGACUGUAUCAACGUGGAGUCCCAAUUGCCAUCAAAGUGGAAAAUUUUGGAUUUCAAAUAUUACAACGUCUCGCCAGAUACAAAGAAGAAGAGACCAACACAAGCUUUGUCCCAGACAGCCCCAAGUCAAGAAAGUCCGUCGAAGAAGAAAUCUAAACAGAUUUUCAACACACAGACAAAGAGAUCUAAAAAUGAAAGUUCAAAUCUGGCAAGCGAGGAAGAAGGCUUGCAUCAUUUUAUCCUUAACGAAGAUACGAUCAAGAAGCUCUCAUAUCAGCAAAUAUACGAUAAAGCAGUCAAUGUGAUUCCUAAAGACAACCAAUUUGAUUUCGUUCUUGCAGUGCAUAUUGCGAAAGCAUUUAAUAACAAAUCCUACGAAAGUGUGCAAUUGAGACAAAGCCUUGUCACCAUGAAAUGUUUAUCUGUGGCUGCGGCUUCGUGCUGCUGUUUCUACUCGGUCAUGGCAAGUUCUGUUUUUGAUGAAGAACCGUAUUUGCUUAGUUACAUGGCUGAUUUGAUCAAUCCAGAUAAUAUCGUGCCUUUCGAGCCAUCUUAUGCUGCACUACGUGCUUUUGUGAGCAUUUCUGCCAAAAAGAAUGGUGGCAGUGAUCUAAUGAGAGCACUGGGAGGUAAUGUCAAUCACGGACUUUUAUUUCAUAUCUUGCGCUCGGUUUUGAAGGCUGCAAAGGAGGAUAGAACAGAUAUGGACCAUUCAUAUCUCAACUAUUUCUUUAAUUUGAUUGCAAACUUAAUCGACAAUAAGAAUUUGGUGGCUCAUCUACGUACUGCUGGAUUGAUGGGCAUCCUUCUAGAGUUUUUACCACUCAAGAACUCCUUUAGAAUGACCAGAUCAGGGCCAUUGCAAUUGAUUGACCUUUUCCUGAAGUCGUUGCCAGACAUUCUAGACAGCUUCAUUGCCAGCAAUGGGUUUACAAUCAUGACUGAUCUUCUUGCGUACGAAGUGGAUUUUGCGUUGGAUAAUCUGGACUAUGAUGGUGGAGCUCCUAAAGAUGUUAUUGUCUCUCAUAAAAUCAGUGUCCGUCAAGUGAAAACGAUAAACUCACUACUGAAACUUUUCUUCCACUUGAUUAUUCACCACCAAGGCGACCGCAUGCGCAAUUUGUACGAUUCGCCAAUUCUGAAAAGCUUGAUCAAGAUUAUCAAAAACCCGACAGUCUUUGGUUACGAGUUACUUACAGACACAAUCAACAUCAUGACGGGAAUCAUCAACAAUGAGCCAACAGCAUAUGCCAUCCUCAAUGAGGCAGGCUUCAUCAACGCAUUCUUUGACGAAUUCGAUGGACUUUUGGGAAGAUCUGCAGAGCUGCUUUUGACUAUACCAGAUGCUAUUGGAGCAAUAUCCCUAAACAAGGAGGGAUUGCAAAGAGUCAAGUCCGAAGACCUGAUUGGAAGAUUCUUUGGAAUUUUCAAACAAGCGGCUCUUUGCAAGGAGCUGUUGCGUGAGGAGAAUGCAUCUCCACUGGGAUUCAUGUUUGAUGAACUUGCAAGACAUCACCCUGAGCUUGAACCUCAGGUGAAAAAGCAGCUGCUGCUUCUUUUACAAAACACCCCGGAUUUAGUCAAAUUUGCCCCACUGAAAUUCCAUCAAUCUCCCAAGGGUUCUCUCUAUCGUUCCAAAACUGAAGAUAUUUGCAAGUUUGAGGAAAAUGGAUCCGAACUAGAUAUUUGGGAAUCGAGUACGCAGGGAGAUUUGUUAGAGUGCGCAUUAAUUUUCCUCGGAUCUCUGCUCGAAAAUAGCUCGCAUUGGAAGCAAGUUGCAUCUUUGAUAGAGAUGAAAGAUUGCCUGAAGUACAUUUGCAUUCCAAAUGUGACAUUUGAUUAUGUUUUUUCAAAUGCCCUAUUUUCUUUGACCUCAAUAAUCAAGUUUGUGGACCACGAGCGUCCAGCUUUUGCACUUGAGGAUCUCAUGACUGCUAUAUCUAAGUCAUUAGCUGAUUUGAAAGAAUUCAUUUCAUUUGACAACGAUGAAGCUUCGUUCUUCGACCAAUAUGAUAAGAACAGCGAAGAAGCAGCACUUGAAGGUGGAAAAGUGUUCUCGAAGCUUGGAAUUCUAAACUGUCUGUUGUAUGUCUUCAGUGACCAUUACGGAUCGGCAAACAAACUGACUGCUAGUAGCAUGCAGCAACUGUCUGCCUACUUUGCAUCAGAAAAAGGAGUUGUUUUACUGAAAGAAUUGUCUAAGUUCUACAGAAGAAUCACACUUGAGGAAAUCAUCAUUCACACCAGAACGCCGGCCGACGCUUGCAAAGAGGUUUCUGCUGUCAGCAACGAUUUCUCGCCUUUCCAAAUCAGAAUUGGAAAACCCAAUGAGAAGAGCGGUGACUGGGAAGGAUCAAGUGCCAAAUUCAAAAAUUUAUCGGUCAUGUGCUUCCACUUUGCUCGCUGUCAAUCCUGGCUCCGUUAUAUUUUCAAUUCUCUGUGCCGAAUCAGUACGGACAAAAGACAAGAUACUAGAUUUGGAAUGGUUCCAAAGAACGCUGCCCGUGUCGUUGUCGAAUUUUCCGACAUUAUGGUUGAGGUAUUGCGUAAUAUCUGGACCGACAAUCUUGAGAUCAAGACUGGAUACUACCUCGUCAUUGUCAAUUUGAUGUACUCCACUCUGUACAUGAGGUCAAGAAGUACUGAGCAGGUCAACACGAUGAUGGUUAUAUGCUUACUUCAAAAUGGAGGCAUUACAACUUUACGCGAACUAGCUCUCAACUAUUUCAAGUACCUUCAAUCAUUUUCUAAAGAAGAUAUCAGGAAGAAUGAUGAGCUCGAUUAUAUUGACAUUGAUCCAUGCUGCACGACUAUCAAGCUGCUGAAUCAAAUACUCAGCAUUUACACCUCGAUCGCGACAAAAACCAUGAUUGCUCCAAUCCCAUCUCAAGAAAAACUGUACCCAGAUUUGUUCAAAAACGGUUAUCCUUAUUAUCGCGAGCUUUCAAAUUCUGUUCUCAUUCAAACCUCUUUGGCAAGUUUUGGUCUUUUGAAUGAACUUCUCAAUGCAGAGCACCUGAGCAUUUUAGAGACCAAGGCAGAAAAUAUCCCUCUCAACAUAAUUGAGAAGUUGAUUGCAAUCAGUAAGAAUUUCUACUGCUCGGUUUCGACAUCACAGUCUCCUACCUUUGACGGAAGACUUUAUCCACUUUCCUAUGAACAAGUUUCUCCCUCGACAGGAAAACUUGAAUAUCUCAAGAAUUUGGGAGUCUCUGAAGCUAAAGCUCUAGAUUUCUUAACAUUCUACAGAAAUAGUCUUGACGUUCUCUACUCUGAAGAUGUUGAUGAACUAUAUGAGCAGUUUGAGAGCCCAGAUUCGGCUAAUAUCAGCGAUGGAGACGAGACCAGCUGGGAAAUCGUCAGUACUCGAGCCAAUGCCCAAAAGUACCAGGGGGUGGAAUUUAAUCCAGUUGCACCACAGUAUUUGCAUGUUUGCACCUUGGAUGAUCUCAACUUCCUCCGUGGUGCAAACGAAAGUAAUUUCAUUGAAUACUGGUUGCAGAUUUGUCAACUUUUCCCGAAGGCUGUUUUUCGUGUGUCAGACCUUUUGAGCACUGUUGUUUCAAAGUCAUCGUAUGGUGAGACCAUGGACUACUCAGAAAUUCUGAACUCUGUGUUCAUGAGCAUUUGUUCAUUUGGUUUCGGUUCUGGAAACGAAUCGAGUUUUGAGAAGUUGGCAAGCAUGCUUAACUUAUUGGCAUUACUUCUCGAUGAGCACUGUAUUAAUUCAUAUUCAGAAGUCAUGGACAACAUUCUUUCAAUGAUUGGUGGUGAAAUUACCAAGGAUGCUGCCAAUACUGUUUGGUUCCCAAGUGCGCUUUUGGUGUUUGAAAAAGUCAUGACUUUCUCACGCAUUCCGAUGGCUCCUACUGUUGAGCCAUUUGAGCCAAAAUUCACAAUCACGCCGCCAUUCAACUUCUCGCCGGUGUACUCGGUUGAUCAAGAUAUCUUAAAUGGAGUGUUUCAAUCUGUUCUUGAAGUGGAUCACAUUGAAAAAAUCGAAACUGGUCUGGCAAUUGCCAAGAUCUUGAUCUUAUUCUGCGACUCAGAUGAGAGCGGCCUGCUGAUCAGUAAGUCGAAAGUUAUACGUCCUUUGAUCCAGUCCAUCAGGGAAUAUCCUGACACGGAUUCUAAUCUUCAAGCGCUAGUCAUCACGUUGGUCAGACGCUGUAUGGAGUCUAGAGAAAUCAUCGAAGCUCAAUUCUCGAAAGAGCUCGAUAGACUUUUGCACGCUCGCAAGUCGCAAUUUUCAUCAACGUCAAAACCAAAAAUCAGAGAGCUUGCUGGCCUGUUAAAAGAAAACUCUCCAAUGGUGAUGCGCUCCGAUCAGGUCUUUGUUGAUUUAAUCACCGAAAUGUGCAUUCUCCAUCAGUGUACUUCGCCAAUCAAGACCUUGAACAUUUGCAGUUUGACACCAGAGCAGCGCAAGUUCUUGACUGGAAAUGAUGUUAUCAUGAAAGAGGCAGAGACCGAAAGCGUGCGUUCUUCAACCGGACUUAUGCAGAUCUUACUGAGUGAGCUGAUGGGCGUUGCUAAGAAGGACUUUGUCUCCUCCCCUGAAGAUGAAACUCCAGACGCUCAAGAUAAAGAGAAAAAGAAGGGCGAUAUCACGGACAUUUAUUCCAAGCAGGUCAUGUUUAAGAAUACAGAGUGUGCGUAUGCGUGCUUUUUGCUCCAGACUAUUGCCGAACUCUUGUUUUCUUAUAGGCCAGCAAAGACAGAGUUCCUCACCUUUUCCAAAAAGCAAAAUGAUUCUGCCACCAAAGAGAAACCUAGAAGUACUGCUCUAAAUCUCUUGAUUCAUCAAUUCAUAUCCUCGGAUCCUUUCAAUUCUACGACAUCGGCUGAGGUCAAGAGACGCCGUCUUAUCACAUUAUUGGCCAGCGUCUGUAUUGUUGCCUUGGUGUCCUCAGUUCCGAUCAAGGGAAUUAAUUAUGAUGAUCCAAAGAUUGUUGACCCUGAUAUGUCAUUUGUCAGAAAGUUCACUGCUGAUAUACUGAUCAAGGUAAUCAAGGAAGCCAACACCGGCGCUGAAAAUGCUUUCAACCGUUACGGUAAGAUUGUGGAUAUACUCGAUUUGAUUUGCAAACUACUUGGUGAGAAGUUUGAACUAAGUGUUUCUUCCGCCGUUGACAAAACUGUCACUCAAUUUGACUCUUAUUUCUUUGCCCGUGAAUUACUGGACAAGAAGCUUCCUUCUGCUUUGACUAACAUCCUGUCUGAUCUGGACGUCAAUUUUCCAGCUACUGAAAUGAUAUCUGGUGGAAUAAUGCGUUGUCUUUCGUCUUUGGGAUCUAUCAAGGUUUCUAAGCAAGAACUUUUCCGUGAACAUGGUUCAGGUGAGGUGGAAGAGGAAGAUCUUGAUGAGGAAGAGCUUUACGAGCGUGAAGAGACUCCUGAUUUGCUUCGAAACUCCACUUUAGGAAUGUACGAUCUUGAGGAUGUCGAGAAUGAAGAGGACGAAGACGUUGAAGAUGACUUCCUUGAUGAAGAGGAUAUUGAAAUUGUUUACUCAGAAGAUGAAGACAACGAUGAUCCCGAAGGAGACGAAGAAGAUGAAGACGAGAUGAUGGAUUCUGAUAUCGAAGUCUUUGAAGAGGAGGUCGCUGACGAUGACGAUGAUAAUCGAGACGAUGACAGCGAUGACAGUAAUGAUGAUGGGUCCGUUGAUGAACUUUUGGACCGCGGACAGUUUGUCAUCGACAUCGUUAGUGGUUCUGAUGAAGACAUGAGUGACUCAGAGCUCGAUCAAGAAGACGAAUAUGGAGACUAUCCUGAACAAGAAUUUGAGCUCAUUGAAGAGGAGGACGAUUUUGAUAAUGAAGAUGAAGAUGACGAAGACCUCAAUAAUAGUGAUGACGACAGUGCGAUUUUGGAGGAAUGGAUCACUGAACACGAAAACAGCGAAAGACACAGACGUGGAUCCCUUGCUCGCCAAUCUAACAUCCGCGCCACUAGAAAUGACUUCUUCACAGAUGGUGACUUGUCGAAUGAAGAAGAAGAGGAUGAUAUCUUCCAGAGAUUCCAUUCUAAUCCGUUUGAGACUGGUGGAAGUGAUACCCCUGAGCUCCAGAUAUUGAGUAGCAACUCGAUAAUUCCGCAAAGUGAAAGCUUGCGGGAGUCUGGUGAUCGUUCAGGGUCCGUGUUCUUCCAUCACUGGAUCUUCCCUAGACAAGGAAGUGGUAGGGCCCAACUUCUGCCAGUCCAUGGUGGACGUUUAACGGAUAUAUUACGUGCUUUGAAUGGGCACUCCUCAACACAAUCGUCGAAGAAGCACCAGCAGGUUCCAAACAUUUACAUCAAGUCCACGGUCCAGCGCUGGACAGAGACUGUUGCUUUGUUCUAUGGCAAGAACGCGACAAAGUAUGCUUGUCGUGUGAUUCCAUCUAUUGUGAAUCGUAUAUUCGACAAGAGUAUGAAGAUCGCAGCUGAGGAAAAGCGUAAGGAGGAAGAGAAGCAAGAAAAGAUUCGUAAGGCUGCUGAAGAAAAGGAGGCCAAGCGGAGAGAGGAAGAAGAACUUGCUGCAAAAGCUAGAGCCGAACAGCAACAAGAGGAUGAUGUUGUUCAUGAUCCAAUUUACGUCACCAUUGCUGGUCGCGAAGUUGACAUCAGUGAGACUGAUAUCGAUCCGGAAUAUCUUCAGGCUCUUCCAGAGGACCUUCGUGAGGAGGUUUUUGCACAGCACGUUCGUGAGAGAAGGGCUGAAGCCACCACUAGCGGCGACCAGAUUCCUGAAAUUGACCCGGCAUUUAUGGCUGCAUUGCCAGAUGAGUUGCGAAACGAAAUCAUGAGGGACGAGUACCGUGCAUCUUUUGAAAGCCGUAUUAUGCGCUCUCUUGGUGAUAGAGAUGAUGAGUUCGAAGAUGAUGAUGAUGAUGAUGAAGUUGAGGGGGCUGAUGAUGAAGAAGAGGAUGCUAAAGAAUCUAAAGACAAGAAACGUCAAAAGAUUUUCUUUUCUCCAAUGGUCGAUAAAGCUGGUGUUUCUGCGUUGAUGAAAAUGAUUUAUCUCCCGCAGUUGUACUACAAGCGUGAGAGCUUUUUUAGAACUUUGGGAUACUUCUGUUACAACAAGCAGACAAGAAGCGAGAUUGUGUCUAUGUUGUUGUAUGUCCUGCAAGAAGGAAUCAAUGAUCAGAUUUCUUUGGAAGCUAGCUACCAACAGUUAUGUCAAAGGUCACAAUUGCAAGCAGAUCAUCUCGGUUCUCCUGCUAAAUCCGCUCAUACAACAGGAACAGCCUCUUCCUCAAAAAGCUCUAGUUUCCCAACAGGUUGUACAAUUCUCACUGUUGCAACACAAGCGAUAGAUGUUAUUCAGUAUCUUUUGGAGAACGAGAAUCAUAUGCGGUUCCACUUCCUAAUGGAUCAAGAGAGCAAUCCUCUUUUGAAAAAGCUUGCAAAGAAGCAUAAGAUGAAAGAUAACAGCUACCGUUAUCCUAUCAACAUUCUUCUGAACCUGUUGGACAAUAACUUGAUCAAGGAGGAUACUAAUCUAAUGGAUAUUCUCUCCAGAACGUUCCAAAUUGCAACCCGUCCAUUACAAGCCAUUCGUGCUAAGCUGAACGAGUUGGAUGAUCCAGACAAAAAACAAUCCAAGAUCCCACAAUUGCCUGUUAUUCCAGAUAGAAACUUGAAGCAGAUCAUCAAUAUUUUGGUUGCGGAUGAAUGUGCAAGCAAAGUUUUCCAACAAACAAUUGCUUCGAUUCAAAACCUCUCUUUGAUAGAAAAUGCAAAGGUCGUUUUCCCUCGGGAGCUUUCAAAGAAAGCAACUCAUCUGAGUCAGAAGAUUUCCGAGGACCUUCGCUCACUGAUCAAUGAAAUGCAAAGUACUGAUGAGUCCGAUGACAUUCCAAUUCUAGCUAGCUUUGCGAAUGCAUCAUCUGACCAGGCAAAACUGCUUCGUGUUCUGACUGCGCUUGACUACUUGUUCCAAUCUAAACAGAAUGGAGCACAAGAAUUCUCUGAAGUGGAUGAACUGAAACAGUUGUACAAGAAUAGCGCUCUUGGACCUUUAUGGGGUGCAUUGAGUGACUGUCUGUGUAUUUUGAGAGACACUCCACGCCUUGCACAUAUCGCAACUAUCCUAUCUCCACUGAUCGAAGCAUUGAUGGUUGUCUGCAAACACAGCAAGGUUGAAGAUCUACCUGUUCGUGAUGUUCUCAAGUAUCAGGAGAAGGUGUAUGAUUUUGCCAAUGAACCUAUUGAAAGUUUGUUCUUUUCAUUUACCGAGGAGCACAAGAAGAUUUUGAAUCAAAUGAUCAGAAACAAUCCGAAACUGAUGAGCGGCCCAUUCUCUGUGCUGAUCAGAAAUCCAAAGGUUUUGGAGUUUGACAACAAGAGAAUAUACUUCGACCAUCAGCUUCACAAUGAAGAUGAAGAAAGACCAACUCUACCUGUGAAUGUGAAGAGAGAUCAAGUGUUCUUGGAUUCGUAUAGGGCCUUGUUCUUCAAAUCUCCUCAAGAUAUUCGGAAGUCUAAACUGGAUAUCCAAUUCAGAGGUGAACAAGGUGUUGACGCAGGUGGACUGACCAGAGAAUGGUAUCAGGUUCUAUCGAGACAAAUGUUCAAUCCAGACUACGCACUUUUCACACCUGUUGCAUCUGAUAAGACUACAUUCCAUCCUAACAGAACCUCAUGGGUCAAUCCGGAGCAUUUGUCUUUCUUCAAGUUUGUUGGAUUGAUUAUCGGUAAGGCCGUUUACGAUGGGUGUAUGUUGGAUUGUCACUUCAGCCGUGCGGUUUACAAGCGAAUUUUAGGCCGCCCUGUCUCGUUGAAAGACAUUGAAUCUUUGGAUCUUGAUUAUUACAAGUCUUUAGUUUGGAUGCUUGGUAACGACAUCACAGACAUCAUCGUGGAAACUUUUUCUGUUGAGACCAAUGAUUAUGGAGAAGAAAAGGUUAUUGAUUUGAGACCUAACGGCCGUGACAUCCAGGUGACAGAGGAGAACAAGCAAGAAUAUGUCAAAUCUAUUGUUGAAUACCGUUUGAAGACCAGUGUUCAAGAGCAAAUGGAGAAUUUCUUACAAGGAUUCUAUGAGAUCAUUCCAAAGGAUCUUAUUGCUAUCUUUGAUGAUCAGGAGCUGGAACUACUUAUUUCUGGACUUCCUGAUAUUGAUGUUGAUGAUUGGAAGAAUAACACUAUCUAUCAAAACUACUCAGCAUCUUCCCCUCAAAUUCAAUGGUUCUGGCGUGCUGUCAAGUCAUUCGAUGCAGAAGAGAAAGCUAAGUUGCUUCAAUUUUCUACAGGUACCAGUAAAGUUCCUUUGAAUGGGUUCAAAGAACUGGCUGGUAUGUCUGGAGUCUCGAAAUUCAGCAUUCACAGAGUCUACGGUUCAACGGACCGUCUUCCGUCUUCGCACACCUGUUUCAACCAGAUUGAUUUGCCAGAAUACGAGAGCUACGACAAGCUACGUGGCUCGCUCCUUUUAGCUAUUAUGGAGGGUCAUGAAGGAUUUGGGUUUGCCUAG